Cicer arietinum (chickpea) is the source of this 779-nucleotide messenger RNA. RefSeq lists its product as uncharacterized. The record is from RefSeq and is a predicted model, not a curated record. NCBI's taxonomy places the organism in Eukaryota, Viridiplantae, Streptophyta, Magnoliopsida, Fabales, Fabaceae.
AUUUUGACAUUGUAAACAGAAAUUUUCAAAAUCACAUCAUAAAAUCAAAGCAAAUAAUCACCAAAAAGUCACAAACGCGGUUGUUGAAAAUUUUGUUAUUUUUUCCAAACAAGGGAACAACUCAACGUGCGUUUACUCUUUCUAGUUUUUGGUUUUUUUUCUCACAAUAAAACCAAAACAAAAAAAAAUGAAAAAAUGACAAAAUAAAAAACCAAUCCAACCCAACAUUCUUGUACACUUUUUAAUUCGUGGGUUGUUGUUCUUUUUUCUUGUUUCAUCUUCAAAUUGAUAAAAAUCAUACCUUGAAAUUCAUUUUUAUUUUUGUGUUCUUGAGAAAGAUGUGUCCUUUAAGGUUUAUAUUAGUGUUUUUCUCAGCUGUUCUUGCUGGUUACUUUGCAUGGAGAACAGUUAAUUCAUCACCAAAGAUUGAAUUGGUUUCUGAUGAUUCAGUUGAGGAUGAAAAAUCCUCUUUCAAGAAGGAAAAUUUUGAUUUCAAAAAGAUGAUUCAAAAUGGAUUUUGGGUUUUCGUUGACAUGGCUAGUGGAAGGUAUCUAUGGAGAAAUUUGAGGCAAACAAACAAAGAUGAAGAAUUAAAGAGCUCUUAGAAUUAGGGAAACUAUGAUUGUGUUUUGGAAUCAUGUAAACUCUUGUAUUCCCACUUUUAUAUUCUUCCUUGUUUGUGGGUUCAAGAAUGUUUGGUAAUAGAUAAAUGGAGUGAAAGAAAUCGUUUGGUAUAAUUCUAAUCAUUCUGCAUUUUGUUCAUGUUUGUGUUUCCAAAA